AUGUGCAUCUACGACCUCACACACUUUGCCUGUAGCGCAGAAGCAUACCACCUCUAUUGGCGAUGCCAUAGGGACUCCCUCUGCCUACCGCAUGUACGCUGGAUACGCACUACAACAUCAUUCUGCCGACUUUGCACCUGGGACGUGCUGGAAGGCAAUAUAUAUCUUCCAGGAUUCGGCCCUCCACCUGGUCCACCUACAUACUACUACUUCAACGGAUAUUGUUGGGGCACCGAGUACGGCUAUCACUUGAUGUAUCCGUAUCAGAACACCUACCUGAGCUACGGCUACGAGCAGCAAUGGUACCCUAACUCGCAGGGAAGAUGGGCAGCAGACCAACACCAAGCUCCUAUGGCGACAAAGUAUCCGACCACUUGCACUGACACUGACGCUCCAGGUGGCCACAGUGACCACCGCAGCCAUGCUGAUGAAGACGACAGUCCGCCUCGGUCGUUGUACUUCACCACAGAACUCGAGACAGAUCAAGAACCGGUGGCCGUAGAGCAGGCUGACAGUCACGACUGCUCAGACGACGGGGACGAGCAGCAGGGCCCUCAAUUCACCUACUACGAUCCUCUCCUUGCCCGCAUCCCGGCGGGAGUGAAAGCUUCACCUCGUCACCAUACGUACAGAAGCUUCUCACCGCCGCUGGACGCUGUCUCCCCUACUGACGGCCCCGACGAGCAGCCACGACCUCGAUUCAUCUACGACUCCCGUUCUGCUGCUGGCACAAGGUUCCAGGAGAAUGACUCUCCAAGGUACCUUCGGGAGGAGAGCGCUAUACCACAGGACAAUCCGUAUUUCGGUGACGGCCUUGACGAACAGUCGAGCCCCAAAUUCCUCUACAACUCUCCCUUUGCUGCCGAUGCCGAAGCGGUAGAGCGUAAGUCGCCACAUUAUCAUCUGUACGAACGCUACUCGCAACAGCGAGACGCCGAGUCUCUCCACAUCCAUCGCGACAACCGAUAUCGCCGCCGCUAUAUCGACAACUAUGCUGCUGCUCCGGGGACACCGGUACGCCGUGGCAAGGAAAGAGAACAGUCCUCAAGCGAAGACUCCUUGGGGCCCAUCACAGCAUCAUCGGUCCACUCUCGACAGAGCAACGACGACCCAUUCGUCAGUGAGCCAUCGACUGCUCCCGAACGUCAGCCGAUUAAGCCAACGCGGCGCCCCAAGAGAUUCCAGGGCACAAGUCCUCCAUCCUGGGGCAGGCGGGCAGACACGGACCGCUUGCACAAGGUGGCGGAUAAGCUCCAAGGUGUCGUGGACGAACUACGUUGCUUUGCGAAUGGCGAACCUGCUGAGGGCUACUCACCAUCGGCGAUCAACCGAUCGUAUGGAAGUCCGUCACCUCGGCCGAGAGCGUCAAAGCGAGGGCACAUGAGGUCUCGUUCACCGAGUCGUUCUGGAAAGCAUCAUUCCAGAGACUAUCACUCUUACCAUGACCGUGACACUGGCAGGCGAAGGCCGGAGCGAAGAUUGGGCAAAUACCUCUCCAAUUUCACAGUCUGUUUGGGAGGCGACACGAUCCGCUUGGGCGGCGACACGAUCCGCUUGGGCGCCAGCAACUCGCCACAAUGCAAACUUGUACAAGAGGAGAGCGCGCUUACAAAGCUACGAUGA
This is a messenger RNA of Saxophila tyrrhenica, 1623 nucleotides long. RefSeq lists its product as uncharacterized. Bases 1 to 1623 code for a protein of 540 amino acids. NCBI's taxonomy places the organism in Eukaryota, Fungi, Ascomycota, Dothideomycetes, Mycosphaerellales, Extremaceae. The record is from RefSeq and is a predicted model, not a curated record. The transcript has a single exon.